Osmerus eperlanus (European smelt) is the source of this 3507-nucleotide messenger RNA. It is a transcript of the gene klhl20, whose product is annotated as kelch-like family member 20. The record is from RefSeq and is a predicted model, not a curated record. NCBI's taxonomy places the organism in Eukaryota, Metazoa, Chordata, Actinopteri, Osmeriformes, Osmeridae. The transcript is spliced from 13 exons. Gene Ontology annotation, molecular function: protein binding. Bases 176 to 2005 code for a protein of 609 amino acids.
CGCAGCCGGAAGGGGUUAGUGGGAAUUUCGUGGAAUGUGUAGAUAGAGCUGGCCUAGUGUAGCUAGUCCACCCUAUUUAGAUUUGUGUAGGUACUAGCCAAAUCAGUGAUCAGCCCGGACGUAGGAAUGGGUUUAUAAGGUCGGCAAAUAGUGGACCAAACAUCGUUUUCUGUGCAUGGACGGAAACCCAAUGCGCAGGGCUACCAGCGCACGCCAAGACAACACCGGAAUGGACAUCACUAGCCGCUGUACCCUGGGAGACCCCAACAAACUUCCGGAGGGGGUUCCCCAGCCUGCGCGGAUGCCCUAUGUGUCCGACAAGCACCCCAGACAGACGCUGGAGGUCAUCAACCUGCUUCGCAAGCACAGGGAGCUCUGCGACGUGGUGCUGGUGGUGGGCGCCAAAAAGAUCUACGCCCACCGGGUCAUUCUGUCGGCCUGCAGCCCCUACUUCAGGGCCAUGUUCACGGGUGAGCUGGCGGAGAGCCGGCAGACGGAGGUGGUGAUCCGGGACAUUGACGAGAGAGCCAUGGAGCUGCUGAUCGACUUCGCAUACACCUCGCAGGUGACUGUGGAGGAAGGGAACGUCCAGACUCUGCUGCCCGCCGCCUGCCUCCUGCAGCUGGCUGAGAUCCAAGAGGCGUGCUGCGAGUUCCUCAAGAGGCAGCUGGACCCGUCCAACUGCCUGGGCAUCAGGGCCUUCGCUGACACGCACUCCUGCAGGGAGCUCCUGAGGAUAGCCGACAAGUUCACCCAGCAUAACUUCCAAGAGGUUAUGGAGAGUGAGGAGUUCAUGUUGCUCCCUGCCAACCAGCUAAUAGACAUCAUCUCCAGUGAUGAACUCAACGUUCGUAGUGAGGAGCAGGUGUUCAAUGCCGUCAUGGCCUGGGUCAAGUACAGCAUCCAGGAGAGACGACCCCAGCUGCCCCAGGUUUUGCAGCAUGUGCGCCUCCCCCUCCUGAGCCCCAAGUUCCUGGUGGGGACUGUGGGGUCGGACCCGCUCAUCAAGAGUGACGAGGAGUGCAGGGACCUGGUGGAUGAAGCCAAGAACUACCUCCUCCUGCCCCAGGAGAGGCCUCUGAUGCAGGGGCCCAGAACCAGGCCGAGGAAGCCCAUCCGCUGUGGAGAGGUGCUGUUUGCAGUUGGGGGCUGGUGUAGCGGUGACGCCAUCUCCAGCGUCGAGCGCUACGACCCCCAGACCAAUGAGUGGCGCAUGGUGGCGUCCAUGAGCAAGCGGCGCUGUGGCGUCGGGGUCAGCGUGCUGGACGACCUGCUGUACGCUGUCGGCGGGCACGAUGGUUCCUCCUACCUCAACAGUGUGGAGAGAUACGACCCCAAGACCAACCAGUGGAGCAGCGACGUGGCUCCAACGAGCACGUGCAGGACCAGUGUGGGCGUGGCCGUCCUGGGGGGCUACCUGUACGCCGUGGGGGGGCAGGACGGCGUCUCCUGUCUCAACAUCGUCGAGAGAUACGACCCGAAGGAGAACAAGUGGACGCGCGUGGCCUCCAUGAGCACCAGGAGGCUGGGGGUGGCUGUGGCCGUGCUGGGGGGCUUCCUGUAUGCUGUGGGGGGCUCUGACGGAACCUCCCCGCUCAACACAGUGGAGAGGUACAACCCCCAGGAGAACCGCUGGCACACGGUGUCCCCCAUGGGCACGCGCAGGAAACACCUGGGCUGUGCCGUGUACCAGGACAUGAUCUACUCUGUGGGCGGCCGCGACGACACCACGGAGCUCAGCAGCGCCGAGCGCUACAACCCCAGGACCAAUCAGUGGUCUCCCGUCGUCGCCAUGACGUCCAGGCGCAGCGGGGUUGGACUGGCGGUGGUAAACGGGCAGUUGAUGGCAGUUGGAGGGUUCGACGGCACAACGUACCUCAAAACGAUAGAGGUCUAUGACCCUGAUGCUAACACGUGGAGGCUCUACGGAGGCAUGAACUACAGGCGACUGGGCGGCGGGGUGGGGGUUAUCAAAAUGACUCAUUGUGAAUCUCACAUCUGGUAACGCAGCUCAAGGAUCACAGCGUCUUUGUCACUCGUGCCUCCUAAAGAGACGUUCUCGUGCUGAGAUGAAGGGAAUGGAGGGCGACGGCUUCUCUCACUCACAGCCAGUCAGUUGGCAUGCCAAGGAAAUGUCUUUCGGUCACUUCACUACCGGUGUACUUUUUACUGUUCUGCCAUUGGUCCAUCGCUGCGCCACCAGUAGAUCACAUGACUGUCCAGGCCAAUCCCCAGAGAAAUCCACCAAUCACGUGUGAAGGAUUUUUUUUUUCUUUGAAUCAUCCCUGAAGCAAAUACUCCACAUCCCCAUUGUUAUAUCUGUGCGACUGAGAUGGCACUGUGCCUCUGCACUUUAGAAUAACAGUCGAGAUUUUAGGUGGCGUCUACUUCUCAUAAACUCUGGCCAUUGACUGGAUGUUUCCAUGCAGAUACUCCAUAGGGCUUGAAGACAGCCUCUCCAGGUGCACUAAGCCGAUGGGGUCACUCUACUUGUGCUGGUCUUCAUAAGUAGGUCAUGUGGGGAACUUGUUUGAAUCUCCUCUAAAUUUAAUGCACUGUGAUAUUCUUUUUUUUUUUUUUUUUUUUUUUGUGUUGCUGUUUUUAGAGUGUGACACUGAGCAUUAUCUGGGGCCCUGAAUUUUUUUCUGGGAGGGGAGAGAAUCUGGUCCAAAAAAUCUGUUGUUUUCACAAAUGUUACAACAAUUUUAUAGUUGAUCAUAAAACCUUCAUACUAUGGCGUGUCCCCAAGGCUGUGUGAAAGUGGUUAUUUGGUGCAGCAGGGUGACACAUAAUCACUGGUCUUUUUACUUCAUAGGAAUCACAUUUCUAAAAUGGUCUGCACUUUAUUUACAUUAUAUAUAUUCUGUGGCGAAUGAGAUGCAUAAACACAUCCACAGCAGUUCAUUGAAAGCACAGCAAGGAAGCGUAAAGACAUGUUGUAAUAUGCAUUUUGAACUUGUCAGUUGGUCUAUGUAAAACCCUGGUAACAGUAUUGUCACCAUGUCACUGCCACAGAGUAAAUCUUUUAGAUGGAGCUGGUGAAUGAAACACUAACCUAGAUACUGUAUGUGCUAUGGCUCUGAUAGCACCCUUGUUACAUGUGAGGGGAAGAAAAAUGUAGCCAUCUUCAGAACCGCAUGGACUAUAGCGAUGAUGCGGUGAGACCUAGGCCAAAACAGUAGUUUCAUUGUACUUUCGCCAAGCAUAGUUUUGGAACCAGGCUACUAUGGAUGUGUCCAUCAUUGUGCUAAUGUUGCUUUUUAGCAUAUGCUAUGCUUUUACUCAAUGGUGGAUAAUGUCAUACUCCUAUCAUGAAUGUGUCACCAUUCUGAGUUUUGUCAAUCUAAGAGGGGGAAAGAAGACAGUAGAUCUGUUAUGUCUGAGGGUUUGAGGCCUGUGUUAUCUGUAAGCCUUGAUAAUAGUGUGACAUUCUACUCGUAUGAACCGUCGUGGAUCUGUCUGUGCAAUAGAAAAUGACUCAUGCUGGUAGUAAACAGAAGCUCACCA